AUGGCAUCUGCAGCAGCACGUUAUCCAUUAAAACCAAAAACUUUAACAUUACUUGAAUUAUGUCAAUCAUAUCAUGAUUUUCGUCAUCCACCACCAUCAUCAUCAUCAUAUCAUUCUCAAUCAUCAUCAAAUUCUUCACAUGUUCUUACUCGUCGUAUUUAUCUUCAUCCAUUAACAUUAAAUUCACAUUCAAAACAUCAAUCAUUAAAAAGUUCUUCUACUAAUUCUCUUACAACAUUUGAUCAUGAACAGCGUUUUCAUCCAAUAAAUUCUGAUAAAAAUCGUGAAAUACAUCAUGUUAAAAAUCAAUCAUCAUUUCAUGGUCUUGCUGUUCUUUCAUCAUCAGCUCCAAUAGCAACACGUAUCAAUACUAAAUCUGAUACUCGACAUAUUCGUGAUAAACAAUUUAUAAAUAUUGAUGAUGAUACAAAUAGUGAUUAUGAUGUUAGUACACUUACUCUUACUUCAAGUCAAUCUAAUUUUCAAUCACAUACUCGUGGUACAUCAUCUAGUACACAUAAAAUAUGUACACGUCCAUCAUGUGUAAUGAAUAAUCAUAAAGCUUAUUUAAAAUCAAAUCGUUGGAAUAAAGUUGAUGUAUGGUAUCAUUUAGAUCGAACAUUACAACGACCAAUGCCAAAUGAUCCACCAACAACACCACUUAAUAUUGUUGUAGAUUCUAAUAAAGAAAAUGAUGAAACACAACAACAAUAUUCAAAUUAUAAUUCUAUUCAAGAAAUUAAAAUCUAUAAACGAAAUCCAAUACAAAAAUCAAUUAUAGAUCAAAAUGAUGAUAAUGAUAAUAAUGAUGACUAUUAUAUUUAUCAUGACAAUUAA
Molecule: messenger RNA, 837 nt
Organism: Rotaria sp. Silwood1
Lineage: Eukaryota; Metazoa; Rotifera; Eurotatoria; Philodinida; Philodinidae
Source: the annotation of a GenBank genome assembly